CCAAAUUAUCCAUCAGCAAACGCUAUCCGACUCAGCGAGAGAGAGAGUUAGAGAAACAAGUCGACAUGAGUUUGACUGACAAAGACAAGGCUGCCGUCAAGGCUCUGUGGAGCAGAAUCUCCAAGUCCGCAGAUGCCAUUGGGGCUGAUGCUUUAUCCAGGAUGCUCGUGGUCUAUCCCCAAACCAAGACCUACUUCUCCCACUGGGCUGACCUGAGCUCCGGCUCUGCCCAGGUGAAGGGCCACGGAAAGACGAUCAUGGGAGGAGUCGCUCUGGCUGUGGCCAAGAUUGACGACCUGACUAAUGGCCUGCUGGACCUCAGCGAGAAGCACGCUUUCCAGAUCAAGGUGGACCCGGCCAACUUCAAGAUCCUGGCUCACUGCCUUCUCCUGGUGAUCGCCAACUUGUUCCCCGCUGACUUCACCCCCGAGGCUCACGUGUCUAUGGACAAGUUCCUGGGCAACGUGGCCCUGGGUAUCUCUGAGAGGUACCGCUGAGCUGCAGCGGAGGCUCUGCCACGCGCCCAGCCCAAAACCCAUGCAGACAAAUGAAAAAAUAAAUCGCAUCUAAUUAAUAAACCUGUUCAACUGCG
This is a messenger RNA of Betta splendens (Siamese fighting fish), 592 nucleotides long. It is a transcript of the gene hbae5, whose product is annotated as hemoglobin, alpha embryonic 5. The transcript is spliced from 3 exons. Gene Ontology annotation, molecular function: oxygen binding; iron ion binding; oxygen carrier activity. Gene Ontology annotation, cellular component: haptoglobin-hemoglobin complex; blood microparticle; hemoglobin complex. NCBI's taxonomy places the organism in Eukaryota, Metazoa, Chordata, Actinopteri, Anabantiformes, Osphronemidae. Gene Ontology annotation, biological process: oxygen transport; hydrogen peroxide catabolic process. The coding region runs from base 66 to 497 and encodes 143 amino acids. The record is from RefSeq and is a predicted model, not a curated record.